CUUGGUUCACAUUUGGUUCAACCUGUUUGAAGCUAAACGAGAGAACGGGGCGGUGUGUCACACGUGAAGAGGCGAUUUUUCCAAUUUUCGACGAAAAUGGCAAUGCACAUACCGAAGGCGCCCGGCGUGGCACAGAUGCUUAAGGACGGGGCUCGCCAUUUUUCGGGUCUCGAAGAAGCGGUCUACAGGAACAUUACGGCCUGCAAGCAAUUUGCGAAUACCGUGAAGAGCGCGUACGGUCCUAAUGGCAUGAAUAAGAUGGUCAUCAAUCACAUUGAGAAAUUGUUCGUGACUAAUGACGCGGCGACAAUCGUCAACGAGUUAGAGGUGGAACAUCCAGCUGCCAAAUUGUUGGUCUUGGCGUCAAAGAUGCAGGAAGCUGAAGCUGGAGACGGGACGAACUUCGUUAUUAUCUUUGCUGGUGAAUUGCUUCAUGCCACGGAAGAACUGCUGCGUAAGUACAACAUGACAACUUCACAAAUCAUCGAGGGUUACGAGACUGUCCUGAGCAAAGCACUUGAAAUCUUACCGACCUUAAUCGUUCACGAGGUGACGGAUGUGCGAGACGAGGAACAGGUGAAAAAGGGAAUUAGGAGCACCAUCAUGAGCAAGCAGUAUGGAAACGAGGACAUGCUCGCUUCCCUCGUCACUGGGGCCUGCAUCUCCAUUUUGCCGGAGAAGACGACGUUCAAUGUGGAUAACGUGCGAGUUUGCAAGAUACUCGGGGGUGGCUUGAGCAACUCCCAGGUGAUGCAAGGCAUGGUAUUUAAGCGCCACGUGGAGGGAGACGUCACGAAGAAGACCAGUGCGAAGAUUGCGGUUUACACUUGCGCCGUUGACGUCAUUCAGACAGAGACCAAAGGCACCGUACUGAUCAAGACAGCCGACGAACUCUUGAAGUUCUCGCGCGGCGAGGAAUCGCUUUUGGAGGAUCAAAUCAAAGCGAUCGCCAAUAGCGGCGCCGAGGUGGUGGUGUCCGGUGGAAAAUUCGGCAACAUGGCUCUGCAUUAUAUGAACAAAUACAACCUGAUGGCUGUUCGUAUUCCGAGCAAGUUCGACAUCAGGCGACUUUGCAAGACCGUCGGUGCCACCGCGCUCUCUAAGCUGGUGCCUCCGACGAAAGAAGAGCUAGGCUACGCCGACACAGUAUACAUAGACGAAUUGGGCGACACCCUAGUGGUAGUGUUCAAGCUGGAGGGAAGGGAAAGCCGCGUCAGCACUGUGCUUGUGCGCGGCUCGACCGAGAACUAUAUGGAUGACAUCGAGCGCGCGAUUGACGAUGGUGUUAACACUUUCAAAGGUAUCACGAGAGACGGCAGAUUUGUCCCGGGUGCGGGCGCCACAGAGAUCGAACUCGCCGCGCAGCUACGGGCGUACGCAAAGACGCUACCUGGGCUCGAGCAGUAUGCCGCUGAACAAUUUGUCACCGCUCUGGAGAUAUUCCCAAGAACUCUGGCCGAGAGCAGCGGUGUCAACGUUUCCGAGCUUGUGUCGAAGCUGUACGCAGCGCACAAGGAAGGCAAGACAAACUAUGGUGUUGAUAUCGACGCUGGAAGCGCAGCUUUAAUUGAUACCGUCGAAGCGGGGAUCUUAGAUCUGUAUCUGACGAAACAAUGGGCUCUCAAGUACGCGGUCGGUGCGGCGUGCACGGUUCUUAAAGUGGAUCAAAUCAUUAUGGCAAAACGGGCGGGCGGCCCGAAAGUUCCAUCGGGAGGCGUUCGUGACGAAGACGAGUAAUAGUGCAUGAAUUGGUGGCACAAUGGCAAACUUUUAUGUCUAAAACGUUAUUUGUGUUUCUGAGGUUUUUUUUAGGGGCGCUAUUGGAAUAGAAGUAAAUAUCAUGUAUGUGCUUAAUUCCACAUUAGAAAGAAAGAAAACAAUGUACUUUCUAUUGUGCGCUUUUCCAUCUCCGAAAGUCCGCAAGAAUCUUUUCAUUUUAUAUUUUCAUCCAACGUGCUGAAUUUCAAAUUGCACGAAUUUAAAAUUCAGCAGAUACAUUGGAUGAAUAUCAAAUCAAAUACUAAAUAAAUCUGUUAAAUAUACUGUGA
Messenger RNA from Vollenhovia emeryi, 2048 nucleotides. RefSeq names its product T-complex protein 1 subunit theta (gene CCT8). Gene Ontology annotation, biological process: protein folding. The transcript is spliced from 5 exons. The record is from RefSeq and is a predicted model, not a curated record. Bases 97 to 1737 code for a protein of 546 amino acids. Gene Ontology annotation, molecular function: ATP-dependent protein folding chaperone; ATP hydrolysis activity; ATP binding. Lineage: Eukaryota; Metazoa; Arthropoda; Insecta; Hymenoptera; Formicidae. Gene Ontology annotation, cellular component: chaperonin-containing T-complex.